UUCCCCCCCACGUUUCGUUGCCCUAAUUCUUCAACCCAUGGUAGGUACUUUUCUUACGCUCGUCAAGCUAUUAAUGGUUAAACUACGUCGUGGGCGUAACGGCUCCUUGUAAUGGCGACCGUGCCGUAGAUGUUCCCAGGUUUGUGAAAAUGAAGCGAAGAAGAAGUUAUUUCUUUUAAGUAAAACGCCGAGGUUCCCCGCAGGAGGACUUUGCGUCUCCAAUUAUCGUCUUUAUAAGUGGAAAACUUAGCUGUACUUUUGAACUUUUGCGCUCCCGAAAUGAUGAAGCUCAAGUCAAACCAAACCCGGACGUACGACGGGGAUGGUUACAAGAAGCGGGCCGCCUGCCUGUGUUUCAGGAGCGAGACCGAGGAGGAGGUGCUACUGGUGAGCAGUAGUCGACAUCCUGACAAGUGGAUAGUUCCCGGUGGGGGGAUGGAGCCCGAGGAGGAGCCCAAUGUUGCCGCAGCUCGAGAAGUGUGUGAAGAGGCUGGUGUGAAGGGGACUUUAGGUCGCUUAGUGGGAAUAUUUGAGAAUCAGGAGAGAAAACACAGGACCUACGUGUACGUUCUUAUUGUAACAGAGGUGCUGGAGGACUGGGAGGACUCAGUCAACAUUGGGAGAAAAAGGGAAUGGUUUAAAAUAGACGAUGCCAUACAAGUGUUGCAGUGUCACAAGCCUGUGCAGGCCACCUACUUCGAGGCUCUCCAGGAGAGUUGCCUGACCAGUAAUGGAACACCACUGGUGACCACGAUAGGCGGGGACCUCUCCCCUACCUACAGCAUCAAUCAGAGCUCUGUCUCGGGGAUCAGAUAACUAAAACCACAACUCUGAAUACCCCAGGAGCUUUCGCCACCACCUGCGCUCUUACGUGUCAUUUCUCUUCUCUUCUUUUUUUCUUCUUCUUCUUCUUCUUUUUUUUUCCAGUAACAUGAUUUGCCUUGCCAACUCCUUUGUGCCAGAAAUCUGGCGCAGACUCAACAAGUGUUGGAUGCACAGUCUAAACACUUUGUAAAUGUAAAUGUAAUUUUUGACCCCUCCUUCUUUUUUCUCUUUUUACUGACAACUGCAUGAAGUGUCCCCUCAUUCCCUUUUCCUUAACACGCCCUUAGCGUGCUGUUUAUUGAAUGCAAGAACUACUUUUUACUGUUGUAAUGUAAAAGUGUAUACUUAGUGCUUAAGCUGAAGGCUUUUGGUGGUCUUUUUAACGUCUCCAUUUUUUAUUUUUAUUUUUUCCUGUGAAUGAAUGUGCUCAUAUUAAGUGUACUGCCUCCCCUGUUGUAAGGAUAGGAAAUAUUGUCUGUAUCUGAAUGAACAGAAUUGUGGGAAGUGAGUUGUCUUGCAUGAGCACUGUUAUGUUGCUUUUCAGUCACUGGAGUGACCUGAUGCUGACUGUGCAACAGACUUGUGGUAAGGUCUUUUGGCUUUUCUGCACUCUUCUCCCUGUUGUGGUUGUUGAUGUCUUUUUAAUCAGAAGGAUAUGGCCCCUUAAGCAGUUACUCAAUUUUAGCAGUUAUUCAAUUUUAGUCCUCUUUAAAUUUCAUUUGUCAACUGUGUUUGUGUCCUAUUUGGGAAGCUAGCCAAGCACUACAGGU
Molecule: messenger RNA, 1595 nt
Organism: Archocentrus centrarchus (flier cichlid)
Lineage: Eukaryota; Metazoa; Chordata; Actinopteri; Cichliformes; Cichlidae
Gene: nudt3b
Product: nudix (nucleoside diphosphate linked moiety X)-type motif 3b
Exons: 5
Coding region: 280-816 (178 amino acids)
Biological process (GO): adenosine 5'-(hexahydrogen pentaphosphate) catabolic process; diphosphoinositol polyphosphate metabolic process; diadenosine hexaphosphate catabolic process
Cellular component (GO): nucleus; cytoplasm
Molecular function (GO): bis(5'-adenosyl)-pentaphosphatase activity; bis(5'-adenosyl)-hexaphosphatase activity; diphosphoinositol-polyphosphate diphosphatase activity
Source: RefSeq, a predicted model, not a curated record